Hyphopichia burtonii NRRL Y-1933 is the source of this 700-nucleotide messenger RNA. RefSeq lists its product as uncharacterized. The transcript has a single exon. The coding region runs from base 35 to 700 and encodes 221 amino acids. The record is from RefSeq and is a predicted model, not a curated record. Gene Ontology annotation, biological process: mitochondrial fission. Gene Ontology annotation, cellular component: mitochondrion. Lineage: Eukaryota; Fungi; Ascomycota; Pichiomycetes; Serinales; Debaryomycetaceae.
UGAUCUUGUCAAUUGUCCCUUUUGCUACCAUAAAAUGUCGUCGAAAACACCAGUUUCUGAUCAAAUAAAUCAAGUUGAACAAUCACUAGAUACUAAAACUGAUUUAGAUAAUCAAGAAUCGAGUUUAAGAUAUGCCGCUUAUGCUAAUAGAUUUAGAACCAUUCUUUUAGCAUCUCAUCGUUACGUUGCUUAUACUUCGGAUAUUGGUGAAUCUUUUAGACCGGUUGCCCAUCCAUAUUUAGUUAAAUUAGGUUAUGGUGUUUCGUGGUUAUAUAUCUUGGGAGAUGUCAGUUAUGCAUCUUGGAUUGUUAAAUUAAAAUCUGAGGGCCGUUAUACUUCAGGCUUGAAACCUUGGAAUUAUCCCUACCCUGAACCAAAUCCAGUUGCUAAACAGGUUUUUGAAAGUACUCAAGGUGAUAAAUUGGUUGAAUCAGAUUGGAGAUUGGUUGGUUUGAAAAGAGGGUUAUUCCAAAGUAUUGCUUCAAUGGGAUUACCUGCUUUCACCAUUCAUAGUGUAGUUAGAUAUUCUUCAGUGUUAUUUAAAAAUCUGAAAAUUAAACCUUUGAAAACUUAUGGUCCAGUUGGUCUCGGGUUGGGUGUGGUUCCUUUAUUACCUUAUCUUUUUGAUGAACCAGUAGAACAUGCUAUAGAUUAUAUUUUUGAUAAAGGUGAAGAUUUUUAUAAAUCUUCUCAGAAAUAG